CGAAAUACAAUUCGGUUUUGUUCUUAUAUUUGUUUUUAUGUUUAUUUGUAACCACCAAACGUGGCUGGCAAAUGAAGCAUCUCCUGGAGGAUCCCUCGGUCCUGGCCGACCUGCAGGUGCUGCCGGAUAAGACCGGUGGUGUACAGGAUCGUCAGGAGGCCGCCAAAAAUCCUGCAGAGAAUUCCAUGCCCGACAGAGAUUUGCCGGCUGCUGAAGGCGAUUUGCUAAGCGAUAAGGAUACUCUGGGCCAGCUGGCCUGCAGUCUGUACAAGCUGUCCAAAAACGACCACAUAGUCAUCGAUCGAAAGCGCCAUCAAGUGAUUCGCACGGAUGCGGCGACACAACAGAUAACGAUUUACCGCUGUCCGGAUCCUGCCGUCAUGGGAAUUCGCCCGGCGAUAGAGAAAAAUGCCCAGAAUCCGCCGCCCAAAGUGGGUAGACCAUCGAAAAGAGCCUGUGCGGUUGCCACAGCUCCUGUGGCGAAAAAACCAACACUAGCGGAGCAAAAACCUCCUCCCGACAUCCAUCGCACUAGAUCCGGUCGCCAGGUGCGCAGCUUGAUGCCGCAGCCCGCUCCCGUGACCAGUGGCUCAGCGGUGGAGCCAAGUUCUGUCCGCAUGCUUGAGAUGCUGGUGGCCGACUUGCGGGACAAGGACUACAAGGCACCCAUGGCAGCGCCGAAAAGCACGAGUGUUAGCAGCAACGUCAGUAUAAGCCAGGAGCCGACCACAACGGCAACCACCCAACGAGCCGUGCCCAAAAAUGCCGUUUGUCCCGGCUGUGGAAAGAUCUUUUUGGGACGCCGUCUGCAGCGUCACUUUGUCAAAUUCCCAGAGCACAUGCCGCGUCCGGUCGAGCAGACACCACCUGUAGCUGCAGCUGCAGCCACAGUACCAUCAACAGCGCCUCCUUCCUCGACGCCAUCGCUGUUCGGCCUUCUGACCGCCCAACUGCAGCGGCAUUCGCAUCUCAGCGAGGAACAGCGCUCUGAUCUCUUUCUUAACGAACUUAACGACUUCGUGGAGCAGCUGCAGUUGCGCAGCCAACGGCUUAUACGGAAUACCUCUGGACUGCAUUUUGUAAAUGCACGAAUUGCACGAGUUUUGGGAAUACCCGAGGGACAGUAUGCGCUGGAUAUGUCCGCCAUGGAGUCGCCGCUGGCACCGAUGCCGGAAUCAGAGGGAGCAGCCUUGGUUGCCGGCAGCGGUAGUGAAGGAGCCCGCAAUCUGGUGGUCUACGCAGAGUUGAGCAUGUCGCUGGACGAUCCGCUUACUGACGAGGCUGCACAGCGUCUCAAUCUAUCGGCGGGCGGUCAACUUCAUCCGCCUUCCGAGGAGAGUCUGCUUAGAAACGUCAGCGAUCUUAUGCAGCCGCCAGUGGCAACGGCUCCUCCGACUGUGAACCAUGGCUACGAUCAUGCCAGCGAUAAUGCCGUGGAGGCCCUGACCAUGAAGGAAACGCCCAACACGGAGGCCAUUCUCGAUCUCAACGUGGACUUCUUCCAGUUCAAUCCGAACUAGCAAUGGAGAUGAAGAAUCCUAUGAUAGAGUGAAAGGUAUUUCAACUACUUUUUAUCUUGAACACAGAAAAGGUUUUAAAAUAUGAAAGAUUAAAACAUUUAUUUUAUUUUCAUAUUGCAUGAAGAAAGUCUCUGAAAAUUGAAACGAAUUUUUCUAAGUAGAUUAUUAAUGGAUAAAUAUGUAAAUAUAGAAAUAAGGGAUCUCUUUGAUACAUUUUUGUAUGGUAUUUUGAAUUUUUAUUGAAUAUUAAUAUUGAAAUUGUAUACUUUGAAAAGUAACCAAAUGAAAAGCCAAAUAUCUAGGCCAAUGUAAAUGGUUGAGUGGCAAAAACGCCGCAUGUUGAUGGAGAUUAUUUAUGAAGAACUUAACUGGCUAACGAAAGAUGCCUAUUAAAUGAAUUUAGCAUCCCA
Molecule: messenger RNA, 1930 nt
Organism: Drosophila mauritiana
Lineage: Eukaryota; Metazoa; Arthropoda; Insecta; Diptera; Drosophilidae
Exons: 2
Coding region: 72-1520 (482 amino acids)
Source: RefSeq, a predicted model, not a curated record